Molecule: messenger RNA, 6505 nt
Organism: Ceratosolen solmsi marchali
Lineage: Eukaryota; Metazoa; Arthropoda; Insecta; Hymenoptera; Agaonidae
Gene: l(3)72Ab
Product: U5 small nuclear ribonucleoprotein l(3)72Ab
Exons: 15
Coding region: 49-6450 (2133 amino acids)
Biological process (GO): resolution of meiotic recombination intermediates
Cellular component (GO): nucleus
Molecular function (GO): nucleic acid binding; ATP binding; DNA helicase activity
Source: RefSeq, a predicted model, not a curated record
AUAGAAGUUCAAAUUGAAAUUGCAGGUAAUCAGUUUGUACUGGAAAACAUGGCAGAUGCUGCAGCUAGACAAUUACAAUACGAGUACAAAGCAAAUUCUAAUCUUGUUUUGCAAGCUGAUGUUCGAUUAAUAGAAAGACGAAGUAGAGAUGAAGCUACAGGUGAAGUUAUGUCUCUUGUGGGUAAACUUGAUGGAACGAGAAUGGGUGAUAGAGCACAAAGAACAAAACCAGGAAAAGCAGAAGAAAGAAAAGUAAAACGACAAAAGCGAGAUGAAGCUCAAUAUGACUUUACACAUAGUAAGGGAGCAACCGUUCUGUCUGAAAGUAUUGAUGAAAUGGUUGGUAUUAUAUAUAGACCCAAAACUCAAGAAACACGUCAAACAUAUGAAAUUUUACUAAGUUUUAUUCAAGAAGCUAUUGGUGACCAACCACGUGAUAUACUUUGUGGUGCAGCAGAUGAAGUUUUAUCAGUUUUAAAAAAUGAUAAACUGAAAGAAAAAGAAAAAAAGAGAGAAACAGAACAACUUCUCGGAAGUUUAGCUGAAGAAAGAUUUGCAUUGUUAGUUAAUUUGGGAAAAAAAAUAACAGAUUUCGGUAAUGAUGAGAAAAGUGGUACAGGUGAAGAAAAUAUUGAUGAAACUUAUGGAAUUAACGUACAGUUUGAAGAAAGUAGUGAAGAAGAUGAUGAAGAUGUGUAUGGUGAAGUUAGAGAGAAUGAAGAUGAAGUAGAUGAAGGUGAAGAAGCAAAUGAUGAUAGAGCUAUUCAUGCAGAAAAUUUAGGUAGAGCAGAAGAAAUGAAAAAAGAAAAAACCUUGCAUCCAAGAGAUAUUGAUGCUUAUUGGCUUCAAAGGCAAUUGAAGGCAAUAUAUAAUGAUGCAAUGAUUUCACAUGCUAAAGCAGGAGAUGUCCUAGAUGUACUGAAAAGUGCUGCAGAUGAUCGUGACUGUGAAAAUCAGCUUGUACUAUUACUUGGUUAUGAUUGUUUUGAUUUUAUUAAACAAUUGAAAAAGUACAGACAUAUGAUUGCUUACUGUACAAUGUUGGCAUCGUCUCAAUCGGAGUCGGAACGUUCAAAAAUUCGGAAGAAAAUGAGUGAGGAUCCAAGUCUUACAAAAAUACUCCAUCAACUUGAAACUGGUAAAGGUGAUGUUGAUAAUGAUGAAACUAUGGAAGCUAGAGCUCAACGUAAACGACGAGAAGAAAAUGAAGAUACAGGAGGCCCUGGUGGGUUGGUACAAGGAACAAGAAAUAUUAUUGAUCUAGAAGAUAUUGCAUUUGCACAAGGAAGCCACUUUAUGCCGAAUAAACGAUGUCAUUUACCAGAUGGUAGUUUUAGGAAACAACGUAAAGGAUAUGAAGAAGUUCAUGUACCUGCUUUAAAACCAAAACCAUUUUCUGAAAAUGAAAAACUUAUAUCCAUAACAGAUCUUCCUAAGUUUGUCCAACCAGCUUUCGAAGGUUUUAAGACUCUGAAUCGUAUUCAAAGUCGUUUACAAAAAUGUGCUUUGGAAGAAGAUGAAAAUCUUUUAUUAUGUGCCCCUACAGGAGCUGGUAAAACAAAUGUUGCUUUAUUGUGUAUAAUGCGUGAAAUUGGCAAGCAUGUAAAUCCUGAUGGUACUAUUAACGCUGACGAUUUUAAAGUUAUUUAUGUAGCACCAAUGCGUUCUCUUGUACAAGAAAUGGUUGGUAAUUUUGGAAAGAGACUUACAUCAUACAACUUAACAGUUUCGGAAUUGACAGGUGAUCAUCAGUUAACUAGAGAACAAAUAGCUGCAACUCAGGUGAUAGUUUGUACUCCAGAAAAAUGGGAUAUUAUUACGAGAAAAGGAGGCGAAAAAACAUUUACUUCUCUCGUGAGAUUAAUCAUUAUUGAUGAGAUACAUUUACUUCAUGACGAACGAGGUCCAGUUCUCGAAUCAUUAGUAGCAAGAACACUUCGAAAUAUUGAAACAACACAAGAAGAGGUCAGAUUAGUUGGCUUAUCAGCUACUUUGCCGAAUUACCAGGAUGUAGCAACGUUUUUACGAAUUAAACCUGAAAGUGGCCUCUAUUAUUUUGAUAAUAGUUUCAGGCCUGUAGCAUUGGAGCAACAGUACAUUGGUGUGACCGAGAAAAAGGCACUUAAACGAUUCCAGGUUAUGAAUGAGGUUGUAUAUGAAAAAACAAUGGAUCAUGCAGGUAAAAAUCAGAUUUUAAUAUUUGUACAUUCAAGAAAAGAGACUGGAAAAACGGCUCGCGCCAUCAGAGAUAUGUGUCUUGAAAAAGAUAGUUUAGGACAGUUUCUCAGAGAAGGAUCAGCAUCAAUGGAAGUUUUAAGAACUGAAGCUGAACAAGUAAAGAAUAUGGAACUAAAGGAUUUACUGCCAUAUGGUUUUGCAAUUCAUCAUGCAGGAAUGACAAGAGUUGACCGUACUUUGGUGGAGGAUCUUUUUGCGGAUAGACACAUACAGGUGUUAAUUUCUACAGCCACUCUAGCAUGGGGUGUCAAUCUACCAGCACAUACAGUCAUUAUUAAAGGAACACAAAUUUACAAUCCAGAAAAAGGACGAUGGGUCGAAUUAGGAGCUUUAGAUGUUUUGCAAAUGCUAGGUCGAGCUGGUCGCCCUCAAUAUGAUACAAAAGGAGAAGGUAUUCUUAUAACGAAUCAUAGUGAGCUUCAAUACUACCUUUCAUUGCUCAAUCAGCAGCUACCAAUAGAAUCCCAACUUAUUAGUAAGAUGUCAGAUAUGAUGAAUGCGGAAGUGGUCCUUGGAACAAUUCAAAAUGUUCGUGAUGCGGUCACUUGGCUAGGUUAUACGUAUCUUUAUAUUAGAAUGCUCCGUUGUCCUAGUCUAUAUGGAAUUACCUAUGAAAAGUUGCGGGAAGAUCCUCUGUUAGAACUACAUCGUGCAGAUUUGGUACAUUCAGCUGCUAUAGCCUUAGAUCGCAGUGGCCUUAUAAAAUAUGACCGCAAAUCUGGUAAUUUUCAAGCUACAGAAUUGGGAAGAAUCGCCUCCCAUUAUUAUUGCACACAUGAUACGAUUGCUACCUACAAUCAGUUAUUGAAACGAACUCUCAGUGAAAUAGAGCUAUUUCGCGUAUUUUCACUUUCCAGUGAAUUCAAACAUAUCAAUGUUAGGGAUGAAGAAAAGAUAGAACUGCAUAAGCUAAUGGAACGCGUUCCUAUACCCAUCAAGGAAAAUAUGGAGGAACCUAGCGCGAAAGUUAAUGUAUUACUCCAGGCAUAUAUAUCUCAGCUGAAACUCGAAGGAUUCGCUUUAAUGUCAGAUAUGGUGUAUGUAACCCAAUCGGCCUCUCGGCUAAUGCGUGCAAUUUACGAAAUCGUACUAUUUCGAGGUUGGGCUCAAUUGGCUGAUAAAUGUUUAUCACUUUGCAAAAUGGUAGAUCGCAGAAUGUGGCAAUCAAUGUCACCACUGCGUCAAUUUCGCAAAAUGCCAGAAGAAAUUAUUAAAAAAAUAGAAAAGAAAAACUUCCCUUGGGAAAGAUUGUAUGACCUGGGACCUAAUGAAAUUGGCGAACUUAUACGCAUACCAAAGUUAGGAAAAACUAUUCAUAAGUAUAUUCAUCAAUUUCCGAAACUUGAACUCUCAACACAUAUACAGCCAAUCACUAGAUCAACUCUUAGAGUUGAACUCACAAUAACACCAGAUUUCAUGUGGGAUGAUAAAGCUCAUGGUGCAUCUGAGGCUUUUUGGAUCCUCGUUGAAGAUGUUGAUUCAGAAGUUAUUCUGCAUCACGAAUUUUUCCUCUUAAAGGCUAAGUAUGCAAAUGACGAACAUUUAAUUAAAUUUUUUGUGCCGGUAUUUGAACCCCUACCACCUCAAUACUUUUUACGGGUAGUAUCAGACAGAUGGAUAGGAGCUGAGACACAGUUACCUGUUAGUUUUAGACAUUUAAUACUACCAGAAAAAAAUCUACCGCCAACAGAGUUAUUGGAUUUACAGCCACUACCUAUCACUGCCCUUCGAAAUUCGAUCUUUGAAAAUUUAUAUAUUGACAAAUUCCCACAGUUUAAUCCUAUACAAACUCAGGUAUUCAACGCAGUUUAUAAUUCAGAUGAUAAUAUAUUUGUGGGUGCACCUAGUGGAUCCGGUAAAACAACUAUUGCAGAAUUUGCAAUAUUACGUCUUAUAUCUCAAAAUUCAGAAGGUCGAUGUGUAUAUAUGGUGAGCAAGGAAGCACUUGCUGAACUUAUAUAUAAAGAUUGGAUAUUUAAAUUUGGUAAAAGUUUAAAAAAAGUUGUAUUACUAACUGGUGAAACUGGUACAGAUCUUAAAUUGCUUGCUAAAGGACAGAUAAUUAUUACAACAGCGGAUAAAUGGGAUGUAUUAUCGCGUAGAUGGAAACAGCGUAAAAACGUUCAAAAUAUUCAUUUAUUUAUCGUUGAUGAGCUACAACUUCUAGGGGGAGAAGAUGGCCCUGUUUUGGAAGUGGCUUGUUCCAGAGCUAGGUAUAUAUCAUCUCAACUAGACAAACCAACUCGAAUAGUCGCGCUUUCGAGUUCCCUCGCCGAUGCCAAGGAUAUAGCCCAAUGGCUGGGUGCACCAGCUGCUAGUACUUUUAAUUUUCAUCCAUCAGUUCGACCAGUACCUCUUGAGCUUCAUGUUCAGGGUAUUAAUAUUACUCACAAUGCAUCACGUCUUGCUGCUAUGGCUAAGCCCGUAUAUAACGCUAUUCUUCGUCACGCACCAAGAAAGCCUGUUAUUAUUUUUGUACCAACUCGCAAACAAGCAAGAUUAACGGCUUUUGAAAUACUAACCUUUACUGCAGCUGAAAGUAAACCUUUACAAUUCUUUCAUGCUGAAGAAGCAGAUAUCAAACCCUUUUUAGAUCGAAUAGUAGAUACAACUCUAAGAGAUACUUUAUCUCAAGGAGUAGCUUAUUUGCAUGAAGGCUUAUCUAAUAACGACAAAAAAUUAGUGGAACAGCUAUUUGAUAGUGGAGCAAUACAAAUUGCAGUCGCUACAAGAGAACUCUGUUGGAGUUUAUCCAUUUAUUCUUAUCUUGUAGUUAUUAUGGAUACACAAUGUUACAAUGGUAAAAGUCAUGCUUAUGAAGACUAUCCUAUUACUGAUGUACUUCAAAUGGUUUCCCUCGCCAAUCGUCCUCAUGAAGAUGAUGAUGCUAAAUGUGUAAUGCUUUGUCAAAGUUCUAAAAAAGACUUUUUUAAAAAGUUUUUAAAUGAACCAUUACCAGUUGAAAGUCAUCUUGAUCAUAGACUUCACGACCAUUUUAAUGCGGAGAUUGUCACUAAGACUAUUGAAAAUAAACAAGACGCCGUAGAUUACUUAACUUGGACGUUUCUUUAUCGACGACUUACUCAGAAUCCUAAUUAUUAUGGAUUACAAGGGGUAACUCACAGACAUUUAUCAGAUCAUCUGUCAGAGCUAGUGGAAAAUACUCUAAGUGAUUUAGAACAAGCUAAAUGCGUAACUGUAGAAGAUGAAAUGGAUGUAACACCGCUAAAUUUGGGCAUGAUAGCUGCAUACUAUUAUAUAAAUUAUGCAACUGUAGAGAUGUUUGAUGGCUCACUCAAUGCCAAAACAAAAAUACGCGGUUUAUUAGAAAUUAUCUCAGCUGCCGCUGAAUAUGAAUCUAUUCCAGUAAGGCAACGCGAAGAAAAUCUACUUAGAAAUUUGGCUGUAAGAUUACCGCAUGCACCGCAAGCUCAAAGGAUGGCUGAUCCACAUAUAAAAGCUCAGUUACUUCUUCAAGCGCAUCUUUCCAGAAUACAAUUAGGACCAGAAUUGCAAAAGGAUACGGAAUUAGUGCUUAACAAAAGCAUCAGAUUAAUUCAAGCAUGCGUUGAUGUUUUGAGUUCAUCAGGUUGGCUAGCACCUGCUGUCUCAGCUAUGGAAUUAGCGCAAAUGAUGACACAAGCCAUGUGGUCAAAGGAUUCCUAUUUAAAGCAGUUGCCACAUUUCACAAUUGACAUAAUUAAGAGAUGUACUGAUAAGGGUGUGGAAACCGUUUUUGAUAUUAUGGAGCUAGAAGACGAUGUACGAAAUCGAUUAUUACAACUAAAUGAAAUACAUAUGAUGGACGUCGCUAAGUUUUGUAAUCGAUAUCCGAACAUUGAAAUGGCAUAUGAUGUCCAAGAUAAAGAAAAUAUAAGGCAUGGGGAUUCAGUAAACGUAAUUGUUCAAUUAGAACGUGAAGACGAAGUAAUUGGACCAGUAGUAGCACCUUUUUUUCCACAAAAGAGAGAAGAAGGAUGGUGGGUUGUUAUUGGUGAUCCAAAAUCAAAUCAACUUUUGUCAAUUAAGAGAUUAACUCUGCAACAGAAAGCCACUGUAAAAUUGGACUUCUUGGCACCUGCACCAGGGCAACACAAUUAUACAUUAUACUUUAUGAGUGAUGCCUAUCUGGGAUGUGAUCAGGAAUACAAGUUUUCCAUUAAUGUAGGAGAAUAUGAAUCAGAUGUUAGUUCAGUUUCAGAAUCAGAUUAAAAAAGUUUCAUAAUACCAGUCUGAUAUUAAAUUGGAAAAAUAGCAAUAUAUUAUA